AUGGCCAACCUUACAUGCUCUGCGGCAGACCUGAUCCCGCUCCUGCAUGGCCUCCCCAACGCCACCGCCGCCGCGGAUUUUAUUUGUGGCCACAUGGAGGACCAGCGCUCAGCCACCAGCUUCGCCGUGAACAGCACCUACCUCCUGUUCUCCGCGUACUUAGUGUUCGUCAUGCAGCUUGGCUUCUCCAUGCUCUGCGCCGGCUCCGUCCAAGCCAAGAACUCCAUGAACAUCAUGCUUACCAACGUUCUGGAUGCUGCCACCGGCGGAAUCUUUUACUACCUGUUUGGCUAUGCAUUUGCCUAUGGAUAUCCGGGCAACGGCUUCAUCGGCAAGCAUUACUUCGGCCUGAAGUCCUUCCCUAACAUGACUUACGACUACAGCAACUUCCUCUACCAAUGGGCCUUCGCCAUUGCUGCCGCCGGUAUUACCACCGGCUCCGUUGCUGAGCGCACCCAGUUCGUCUCUUACCUCAUCUACUCCGCUUUCUUGACGGGCUUCGUCUACCCCGUCGCCUCUCACUGGUUCUGGUCCAACGAUGGCUGGGCAAGCCCCUUUAAGACCACCGGCCACCUCUUCAGCACCGGCGCCAUCGACUUCGCCGGCUCCGGCGUCGUGCACGUGGUUGGCGGUGUCGCUGGCCUCUGGGGAGCGAUCAUCGAGGGACCCCGCCUUGGCCGCUUCGACGGAGGGGAACGCAACCCACUCCGUCCCCACAACGCCUCCCUCGUCGUCCUCGGCACCUUCAUCCUCUGGUUCGGCUGGUACGGCUUCAACCCCGGCUCAUUCAACAUCAUCCUCCUCCCCUACUCGGAGGGCGGCUUCCACGGCCAGUGGAGCGCCGUUGGCCGGACCGCUCUCACCACCACCCUCGCCGGCUGCGCCGCGGCGCUCACCACCCUCUUCGGCAAGCGCUGGCUCGACGGCUACUGGAGCGUCUUCGACGUCUGCAACGGAUUGCUGGGCGGGUUCGCCGCCAUCACGUCCGGCUGCUCCGUCGUGGAGCCAUGGGCGGCCAUCAUCUGCGGCUUCGUCUCCGCGUGGUUGCUGAUCGGGUUGAACAAGCUGGCCGCACGGCUGAAGUACGACGACCCGCUGGAGGCGGCGCAGCUGCAUGGCGGGUGUGGGGCGUGGGGGCUGAUAUUCACUGGCCUCUUCGCCGUCAACAAGUACGUCAGUGAGGUGUACCCCAACAAGGCCGACCGGCCAUACGGGUUGUUCAUGGGAGGGGACGGCAAGCUUCUCGCUGCAAACUUGAUCGAGAUAUUGGUGCUCUUUGGGUGGGUUACUGCCACCAUGGCCCCUCUCUUCCUGUUACUGAAUCAACAGCACCUGCUCAGGGUCUCGGAUGAAGAUGAGGAGAGAGGCAUGGACAGGGCCUACCACGAGGAACCUGAACCUGUGAACCAAUUGCCAGCUCCUGCAGAACCUGUGAACGAAUCGCUUUGUGGAAGGUUGAGGGUCUGUGGUUUCUAACUCGUUCCUGUCUUGGGUCUUCAAGUUUGAUUUUUGAUCUUGAUCCGAAGUGGCUUUUCUGUCCUGUUACGUUUUCAAAAUUAUUUUUGAUGCUUGUCU
Molecule: messenger RNA, 1575 nt
Organism: Nymphaea colorata (pocket water lily)
Lineage: Eukaryota; Viridiplantae; Streptophyta; Magnoliopsida; Nymphaeales; Nymphaeaceae
Product: ammonium transporter 1 member 1-like
Exons: 1
Coding region: 1-1476 (491 amino acids)
Biological process (GO): ammonium transmembrane transport; ammonium homeostasis
Cellular component (GO): membrane
Molecular function (GO): ammonium channel activity
Source: RefSeq, a predicted model, not a curated record